AUGGCUGGCGGUGGAAAACAAUCUUACGGUGGCGUGCAGGUCGACAGCCGCCCCUCCAGCGACCCGCCGAUCGCCGGCGGCUCCGUCUACAGCGCCUUCGGCGCCCCAUCCGUCCAGCGCCCGCCCGCGCGGUCGCAGUCCCCACAGCCCAGCAGGUCCUCCACCUCAGAGUUCCUGAGGUCGGGAUGCCAGCAGCAGCGCCCCAUUCCCGGCCUGUCCUACUCCGUGCCGCUGCAGCCCGAGGCGGAGUCCUGCGCCCCCAUCCGCGUGGGGCCCACCCAGUCCAGCUGCCCCCCCCAUGGCGCCAAGGCCGUCUGCGGCAGGCGGUCCAAGAUGGAGGACGCCUACGCCAUCCGGGACGACCUGUUCCAGGCGCGCGACCUCAACCUGGAGACCAUGCUGCCUCCCCAGCUGCCCAAGAAGCACUCGCUGCCCCUGGGCGCCGCGCUGGAGGGCCACAGCGGCAUGGAGCGUUCACAGGACAGCGACGACAUUAACAACAACAUUAACAACAAGAACGGAACGGAGGCGGCAUCCUCGCCGGAUGCGUCCAGCGACUCGCUGCACUUCUUCGGCGUGUUCGACGGGCACGGGGGCGUGGAGGCGGCCAGGCACUGCGCGGACCGGCUGCACCAGAACCUGCACGACGCCUGGAAGCGCCGGUUCCGGCCCGCGGCCGCGCCGCCCAAGCCACCGCGGUUUGGCAAGAGUGGCCACUCCAAGGCGGCGCACGCGGACCGGGACCACGCGCACACGGGGGAGGCCCCGGCGGUGCUGAGCCACGCCACCUCCCACGACAUCAAGGGCGUCUUCGCCGACGCCUUUCACCAGACGGACGACGAGUUCAGGCACGAGGACGUGUCCGCGCUGGUGGGCAGCACGGCCGUGAUCGUGCUGGUCGGCCAGCGGUACUACCUCGUCGCUAACUGCGGUGACUCUCGAGCUGUCCUCUGCCGCGCUGGGCAGGCACAUCCACUCACAGUCGAUCACAAGCCUGAGCGAGAGGAUGAGAUGGCUCGUGUGGAGAAAGCUGGAGGCCAGGUGUGGUUUUGGAAUGGAGCGCGAGUGAUGGGUGUGCUGGCGAUGUCGCGAGCAAUCGGCGACCGCUCUCUGCGUCCAUACGUCAUCCCCGAUCCAGAGGUCACCAUUGUCCCUCGGACCACGGACGACACACUCAUCAUUAUCGCCACCGAUGGGCUGUGGGACGUGGUGAGCGAUCAAGAGGCGUGCACACUAGCUAUGAAGUGCCUUGACCGCGCACAACAGAAAGGCGCCACAGACUCUGAUGCCGCUCGCCUCACGGCCACAGUGCUCAUUAGGGCGGCCAUGGACAGGGGCAGUAGGGACAACAUUACGGUUGUUGUCAUCGACUUGAGGGCAUCGAAGAGGGCCCGUGUGUCCUCUGACACUGUGGGUCAGGAGUGCUUAAGCCCGGUGCAGAUUCCUCAUGGACCACACGGUGGCAGCCUGUCUGACAGGUCGCACUGUCCAGAAGUGAAGGAGAGGAUACCCAAGGGGUCCAGGACCGAGCGAUUCAUUGCGCAGUAG
Ostreobium quekettii is the source of this 1548-nucleotide messenger RNA. NCBI's taxonomy places the organism in Eukaryota, Viridiplantae, Chlorophyta, Ulvophyceae, Bryopsidales, Ostreobiaceae. The record is from the annotation of a GenBank genome assembly.